Molecule: messenger RNA, 1652 nt
Organism: Westerdykella ornata
Lineage: Eukaryota; Fungi; Ascomycota; Dothideomycetes; Pleosporales; Sporormiaceae
Product: benzoate 4-monooxygenase cytochrome P450
Exons: 5
Coding region: 120-1652 (510 amino acids)
Molecular function (GO): monooxygenase activity; oxidoreductase activity, acting on paired donors, with incorporation or reduction of molecular oxygen; iron ion binding
Source: RefSeq, a predicted model, not a curated record
UAUGGAGCUAUUUAUUCAAGGUGUUGUGCUUUUGAUGCUGUUGACUGUGUACUUCGGUUCCCAGGGUUUGUUACAUACCUAGGUAGGAAAGCUACUGCGACGUUGGAAACGAUCGCAUCAUGGGUCUUAUCGAUGUAAAGGAGGGCAUUCUACUGGCAAUUGCAGCAACAGUUGUCUACAAUGCCAUACUCACAAUCUAUCGUCUUUACUUCCAUCCCCUGGCCAAAUUCCCAGGCCCCAAGUUGGCAGCUGCCACGCAAUGGUACGAGUUACUUCGACCUCUACAAAAAAGGGCAAUUUAUCUGGGAGAUUCAGAGGAUGAGCAAUACGGCCCCAUCAUCCGCAUCAACCCGGACGAAAUCCACAUAAACGACCCGGACUUCUACGAGGAAAUCUACACGAGCGCCUCGAAGAAACGCGACCGCUACUCAAAGUGGAAACUAAUGGCCGGCAGCCCCCUCUCCACCUUCAGCACCAUCGAGCACGACCUUCACCGCAAGCGUCGCGGGGCGCUGAACCCGUUCUUCGCUAGACGCAGCGUUGCGCGCCUCGAACCGCGGAUCUCCCAGAGAGUGGAGUUGCUGCAAAGCAGGUUGGAAGAGGAGAUGAAAAGCGGGUCGGUGCUGGAUACGAAGGCGGUGUAUCUGGCACUGACGAUGGAUGUGGUUAGUGAGUAUUGCUACGGCAAGAGCUACGAGUUCCUGCGCGAGAGGGAUUUCAAAGCGGGGUUUAAGGAUUUCUUCAACGAGUUGUUUGAGAAUGUGGCGGUUAGGCGCGCGACGCCGUGGUUGAUGUGGGUGAUGCAGAGGUUGCCGCUUGAGUGUGUGGUGAGGUUUAUGCCGGCGGAUAAGGCGUUGAAGGAUAUGUUGUCGUUCCAGAAUUGGAUAAGGAUGGAAGUGGAGAAGAUCUUGGGUGGGCAUCGAGAGGGGAAGGGUGAGAAGGGCGAGGGCGAGUAUGAGAGCAUUUUCAGUACGUUGAGGGAUAGUGAGGCGUUGCCGCCAGAGGAAAAAUCGGUCCAGAGGUGGGUGGAUGAGGGAUUCGUUCUGCUGGCUGCCGGCGGCGAGACGACGGCGAAGACGCUGUCGGAAACAUUGUAUUAUUUGUUGAGAAAUCCGGAGACGUUGGAAAGAUUGAGGGCGGAGUUGAAAACGAUGAUGCUUAAGACCACCGAGUUGGCAACGUGGGCGCAGCUAGAACAGUUGCCAUAUCUGGGAGUUAAGCCUUACCUAUUACCGACUGCCGUUAUCAACGAAGGCUUGAGGAUGAGUGGUGAUCUCUCCACAAGAAUCCCACAGGUUCCGCACGAAGCUCUGCGAUACAAGGAAUGGGUAAUACCACCUCGAACACCGGUCAGCGAAACCAACACCCUCAUUUUAAACAACCCUUCUAUCUUCCCCGAGCCCGGCCUCUUUCAACGAAACGACCUCGAUAAAUACAUGGUCAGCUUCAGCAAGGGCACGAGGUCGUGUGUAGGUAUUAAUUUGGCUCAUGCCGACCUAUAUCUGAUGCUGGCGGGAGUGUUCCGGAGAUUUGAUUUUGAGCUGUAUGAAACGACUGACGACGAUGUGCGGCUUGUGAGGGAUGGAUUUGUGCCCAUGGCGAAGGUGAACUCCAACGGAAUUAGAUUUAUCGUGAAGGGGGAGGUGAAAUAG